Messenger RNA from Pipistrellus kuhlii (Kuhl's pipistrelle), 3020 nucleotides. It is a transcript of the gene SLC1A3, whose product is annotated as solute carrier family 1 member 3. Lineage: Eukaryota; Metazoa; Chordata; Mammalia; Chiroptera; Vespertilionidae. The transcript is spliced from 10 exons. Gene Ontology annotation, cellular component: plasma membrane. The coding region runs from base 157 to 1785 and encodes 542 amino acids. The record is from RefSeq and is a predicted model, not a curated record. Gene Ontology annotation, molecular function: L-glutamate transmembrane transporter activity; glutamate:sodium symporter activity; neutral L-amino acid transmembrane transporter activity. Gene Ontology annotation, biological process: L-glutamate import across plasma membrane; L-aspartate import across plasma membrane; D-aspartate import across plasma membrane.
CCGCCGCUCCCGCUGGGCUUCCCGGCUCCGCCUGGCGCCCUCCCGCUGGCUCCGGGUCCGCGGAGGUGUGUUCUCAAGUGCCAAAGAGGCCUGGCUUUCUGGGGGUGAUUCCGAGGCAUUGGGGUGCAGAGAGGAGACCCUCCUGGGAAGUGAAGGAUGACCAAGAGCAACGGGGAGGAGCCCCGGGCAGGCGGCCGGAUGCGGAGGUUCCAGCAGGGCGUCCGCAAGCGCACGCUCCUGGCCAAGAAGAAGGUGCAGAGCAUCACCAAGGAGGACGUGAAGAGUUACCUUUUCCGAAAUGCGUUCGUGCUGCUCACCGUCACCGCGGUCGUUGUGGGGACGAUCCUCGGGUUCACACUCCGGCCGUACAAAAUGACCUACCGGGAGGUCAAGUACUUCUCCUUCCCGGGGGAGCUCCUGAUGCGGAUGCUGCAGAUGCUGGUGCUGCCGCUGAUCAUCUCCAGCCUCGUCACAGGAAUGGCGGCUCUGGAUAGAAAGGCGUCGGGGAAGAUGGGAAUGCGAGCUGUCGUCUAUUACAUGACUACGACCAUCAUCGCCGUGGUGAUUGGCAUCAUCAUGGUCAUCAUCAUCCACCCGGGAAAGGGCACAAAGGAGAACAUGCACCGGGAAGGCAAGGUCAUACAGGUGACGGCUGCAGACGCCUUCCUGGACCUGAUCAGGAAUAUGUUCCCUCCAAACCUGGUGGAAGCCUGCUUUAAACAGUUUAAAACCAACUAUGAGAAGAGAAGCAUUAAAGUGCCCGCUGCGUCUAACGAAACACUCCUGGGUGCCGUGAUCAACAACGUGUCGGACGCCAUGGAGACGCUUUCCAAGAUCACAGAGGAGAUGAUCCCCGUGCCAGGCUCUGUGAACGGGGUCAAUGCCCUGGGCCUGGUCGUCUUCUCCAUGUGCUUUGGCUUUGUGAUCGGAAACAUGAAGGAGCAGGGACAAGCCCUGAAGGACUUCUUUGACUCUCUCAAUGAGGCCAUCAUGAGGCUGGUGGCAGUGAUAAUGUGGUAUGCCCCCCUGGGCAUCCUCUUCCUGAUUGCAGGCAAAAUAGUGGAGAUGGAGGACAUGGGCGUGAUCGGCGGCCAGCUGGCCAUGUACACCGUGACGGUCAUCAUCGGCCUGCUCAUCCAUGCCGUCAUCGUGCUGCCGCUGCUCUACUUCCUGGUGACGCGGAAAAACCCGUGGGUGUUCAUCGGGGGGCUGCUGCAGGCGCUCAUCACGGCGCUGGGCACCUCCUCCAGUUCGGCCACCCUGCCCAUCACCUUCAAGUGCCUGGAAGAGAACAACGGCGUGGACAAGCGCGUCACCAGGUUCGUGCUUCCGGUGGGGGCCACCAUUAACAUGGACGGGACCGCCCUCUAUGAGGCUCUGGCUGCCAUCUUCAUCGCCCAAGUCAACAACUUCGACCUGAACUUCGGACAGAUUAUCACGAUCAGCAUCACGGCCACGGCGGCCAGCAUCGGGGCGGCCGGGAUCCCGCAGGCGGGCCUGGUCACUAUGGUCAUCGUGCUGACCUCCGUGGGCCUGCCCACCGACGACAUCACGCUCAUCAUCGCCGUGGACUGGUUCCUGGACCGCCUGCGCACCACCACCAACGUGCUGGGAGACUCGCUGGGGGCCGGCAUCGUGGAACACUUGUCCCGCCACGAGCUGAAGAACCACGACGUGGAGACAGGGAACUCCGUGAUCGAGGAGAACGAGGUGAAGAAGCCCUACCAGCUCAUCGCCCAGGAGAGCGACGCGGAGAAGCCCGCCGACAGCGAGACCAAGAUGUAGACCGGCGGGAAGACGUGCUCUCUGAGCAGCGGGGUCGGAAACCCCUGACCACACGUGUCCAUCUCGUUCCAGCGUGUCCUCCCCGCCAGCCCCAUGCUCCCUGGUCCUCCCCACUCCGGUAGGGUCUGCCAGGGCCACUCCAGCUCCAGGGAGGGCGUGGCAGCGGCCAACGUGUUCCUCCCACAUCCGAAAGUUUCAAGUCUUUUCGUGUUGGCCUUAGACAGAAGGUACCGGGAUAAAAAAAAAAAAAAAAAAAAAAAAGGUCCUGAUCAGAUUUUGCAAGUAUAUGAGACACACAAUCCUGUGAAUGUGCUAUUUUUAUAAGUUAAGGAGUCAACAAAGAGUAGGCUAAACACGUGCUUAAUUCGACUUUCCAAAAAGUCCCUCAGAACACACUUCAAUUUUAGGAUCAAAACAGAACAACUUGAUAAACUGCACUUGGCUUUCAGUUGGACGGAAGGGUUUUCCCCCCUUUCUGUCCUGAUUGGUGUUUCUGUUUUACCAGUAGCAGGACCCUAUGAGUCCAUACCUAGCACAGCUGUGAGGAGGUGCCCAAAGUGGCGUGGCCGUGGGCAAGUUACGUGUUAUCUCUAGGCCUCAGUGUCCUCAUCUGUAAAAUGGGUGAGUUCCCUAACCGCCUUCGCGGUCAUGGUUACCCGGACAUCCUGUGGCAUCAUGGCCAGCCUGUUCUCGAUCUCCCCCUGGGAGCAUCCAGGAGCAAGCAUGUCCCAUGGAGGUAACCAGGAAUGAGGAGGGGCAGGCUGGGUGCGGGUGGCCAGGUCCCGUGUACACAAUGUCAGCUGCACACGUCACCAGGCCAGAGGAGGCGUGGACUUAAAUCGCCUCACUCAGUUCUUCCCUCUCCUGCCCUCCCCCGGGCUGGGCUGGGCUGGGAAGGAUCCUUCCCACCAGGCCUCCACUGACGCUAGAUUCGUAGAAACUAAAACAUAAGACUAGCAGCUAGCACGGGUGCUCACGGCCUGACUGUGGAACAGGACAGAGCCAGCAAGGGGAGACCAUUCUAAAGAGGAUUUUUAAACACAAGGUUAUAGAGAGGUCGUCUUUAAGGAAGGAUUUUCUAAUGAAAGAGGUUCUUUUUUUUUUUUUUUUCUUUUCUUAACCAGAAACGCUUUUUCUCUUCAGUUCAGAAACAUUCCCCAAGGAAGUCUGCAUAUCAAAAUAUGCGAUUCCUUCUUCUGUGUUUGAAACAAGUCACAUGAGUGAGCUCUCUCUCU